This is a messenger RNA of Cyclocybe aegerita, 3525 nucleotides long. The record is from the annotation of a GenBank genome assembly. Lineage: Eukaryota; Fungi; Basidiomycota; Agaricomycetes; Agaricales; Hemipholiotaceae.
AUGCUGCUGCCAAGAACCGUGAACGAAAAUGAGCCUGAUUAUGUAAUCGCAUUCCUCCGAAUCAGCCAACAACCUGCAGGUUUUGGCGCAUCGCACUCCAGUAAGUGGAUGUCACCCCUGCCUCCCACCCUCCACCCAAAGUCAUCCACGGUCCCAGCUGCUCAAAACGGCUCAAAUCGCUUUCGCGAUGAUAUGUCAGUCGCAGACAUCAAAGCAAAGGCAAAAGAGGCUGUCAACAGGGAGGCAAGGGGCGUCUCUGUAAUAGCCCUAAUCAAGUCUGCUCGGACGCAAAUUCUUUCUGCGAAGGAGCAUGAAGCGAGGGGUGAUUUACGAAGUGCAUUCGGGUCAUAUAUCAGGGCUGCAACACUGGCUAAGAUGGCUAUGGAUUCACCGGAGUAUGAGCAAGAGUCGAGGGGGAAGGGCGGUGUUAUCCGGAAAGAGAUGAAUGACUUCCUCGCAGGCGAUGGCCGAGACAUAACCUCACGUACUAGUGCAGUGGAGGAUAAAUUAAAGGCCAUUGAACGAACCCAAGCAGUCGAACCGACGGAGACAAGAGAUAUACCGACUGGCAAAUCAAUCAAGGAUCGCAUGAAGGCGUUGCAAGAUAAUGGUCUCUCGCUUGGGCAACCCAAAAGUCCUGCUCUACCGACACCCCCGAUUUCUCCUCGGAAUUUCAACACGACUCCGCAUUUCAAUUCCUUGCCUACUCCCCCUUCGGUUGCACCUUCCGUUUCUACAUCAGCCUCGAACCACGUCUUCGUCUCGCCCUCAACCCUAGGCCCUCCCUCUCCCACCUCGUCUCCGCCUUCUUCUCCUCCGAAUACUGCCCUCAGUGCCUCUGACCUCAACGGUUUCAAUCAAGCUUUCCCUUCAAUCGAUGAACUCGACAAUACCCCUGCAUUUUCUCUUCCCUCCGUACCAACCGGGCUCAGUUCCACCUCCGCCAGCUCUCACAACAAAGACCUUCGCAAUGCGGAGCCACCACUCUCACCUUUGGUUUCAUUCAGGAACUUCGUGCCCAUUGAGCGACCCUCGAGCACACCGAUUACGCCUACCAACAUCAAUUUUGGAAGCCGACCGCCCUCUCCGAAGCCAAUGAAGCCGUCAGGGCUGUCAAACGGAGUGAUUGCACCGUCUACCCCGAAGGUACCACUGCCAGUGAAGAAUACAGCUUUCCCCAAAGACUUGCAGGCUUAUAUCCGUGACUACAACGUGCUGCUCAUUGACGUGCGUCAUAGAGCCGACUUUGAUCGCGAGCACAUCAAAGCCAACGCGGUUGUCUGCAUCGAACCAUCAGUUCUCUUGAGAGAAGGAGUAACAGCGGAGGCGUUGGAAAACGCGAUGGUUGUCGGUCCUCGACAGGAAGCUAGUAUCUUUGGCAAUCGUGACAAGUUUGACCUGGUCGCCGUAUACGACGACUCUUCGAAGACGUUCGGCGCGGAGAACACACCACUUUCCAUCCUUGUCCGUGUGAUCUUCGAGCAAGCGUUUAAGAAAAUGCUCAAACGGACACCUAUGAUGCUUGUGGGAGGGAUCGAGGCCUGGAAGAAAGAUCUAGGAGAGGCGGACCUCGUGAGAGGAUCUUCGUACAUGGAAAUCCGACGACCUAUACCCACCAAGGAUAUCCAAAGCCCACUACUUGCGAGCUCCAGUCCGAAGUCGAACAACCCUUUCACGAAUGGAAUGAUCCACACGAAUAGCACUGGUAACGCUCAUGAUAUUUGGACACCACCGCAAAGGCCCACACAAUAUGUCAAUGGAACAAUUCCCGAGCAUCGUCCGACUAUGUCCUUGGAUCAAUCUGGUCACUCGAGGUCCCCAGCAGAUGCCACUUAUACGGGCAGCCAUUCCGGUGCUGCUGACAAGUCAUUAACACGCCGGCCGGCAAUUCUUCGACCCAGUUCUAGCUCAAUUUCGUUUUCAAGAAGUGUCGGUGAUACCAUGCCAUCCCCUGUCAUCGGAACGCAGUCUAUGCUCAACGGUGGCCCACCAUCGAGCACGCCAAUCACAUACCCUCAAUUCCCACGACGUAUAUCCCCUCAUGCCUCAGGGUCCGGCUCAGGUACACUCCCAGCGCAAGUGCCAUUCUCUGCCCCUCCGACUCAGUACGACAUAGCAUCACCACCCCAGGCAUCCAUCAACCCUUCGCAGUUGUCUAGAAGAAGGAGUGACUUCGUUGACCAGUCGCAGGAGGCUCUCAGCGGGUUCAAUGCCUCCCGAUCGCCGCCGGGAGUCGACUACCCUGAACUAACCUCGCCAACAAUCGUCCGUCCGCCGCCUGUCGCGGCUUCAUCGCUAGAGAGGCAGGAUAAGAGAGUUACCCAACCUUUCUCGCCACCUCCUAGUGCGGCGUUGGUUAGUUCAGGCCCGAAACCUCCCAGGAUCCAAUCGGAUUAUCCUACGAAUUAUUGGGCGGAUAUCCAGAUUGGAAUCUCGGGCUUGAAGAAUUUGGGCAAUACGUGUUACAUGAACGCCCCGAUCCAAUGUCUAAGUGCUACUGUGCCGUUUGCUCGGUUCUUUACAGAGGGUCGUUGGAAAAAUGCUGUCAAUUAUACCAACCCUCUCGGGUCGAAGGGCAAACUGACAGGAGCAUUUGCGACGCUCCUUCAUCAGAUGUGGGGCGGAGACCUUCCUUAUUUGACACCUAUCGAGUUCAGACGAUCUAUAUGUUCAUUGAAGUCGCAGUACAAUGGCUCGGACCAGCACGACUCACAGGAAUUUCUCAGCUUCUUGAUGGACGGAAUUCACGAGGACUUAAACCGCAUACUCUUCAAACCAAGUUAUGCCCCAACACCCGAAGAAGAGGCCGAGUUGGAGCGUCUACCUCCUCAGAUUGCCAGUGACAGGGAAUGGCGGAACUGGCGGGCGAGGAAUGACAGUUUGGUCGUGGAUUACUUCCAAGGGCAGUUUAGGAACAGAUUGGAGUGUUUGACCUGCCACAAGACGUCAACAACAUACAACGUGUUCUCUAUAUUGCAAUUGCCAAUACCGCAUGCAAGGAGUGGCAAGAUUGCGAUUGAACGCUGUCUUGACGAGUUCUUCAAGGAGGAGAUUUUAGAGAAGGAUGAUGCUUGGGAUUGCCCUCAAUGCAAGACCAAACGUCGAGCAACGAAAAGAUUUUCCUUAGCCCGACUACCACCUGUUCUCAUGAUUCACUUCAAGCGAUUCGAGGCCAACGGAAGAUUCUCGGACAAAAUCGAUACCUUUGUUGAUUUCCCAAUGAAAAACCUGGAUCUGACCAAUUAUAUGCCACCACCUCUACCACCCGGUGCUGACAAGUCACAGCUUAACGGCGGUCUUCCUAUGUCGCCUGACGAUCCGCGAACGCAGCUGCCUCCGUAUCGGUAUGAGUUGUAUGGAGUGACGAACCACUAUGGCAAUUUAAGCAGUGGACAUUACACCGCAUUCGUCGCUUCAAGAGGUGGAUGGAUGUACUGCGACGAUAGCAGUGUGAAGUCAGUGGAUUCCAAACAAGUAGUGAAUCAAAAAGCAUAUGUCCUAUUUUACAAGAGAGUCCGAGCCUAG